AUGUUUCCAGAAAAAAAUACGGCACUCCCGACUAUUUACAGAAAUUUGUGUUGCUUAGAAACAUUGAUAAAUCAAAUAGUGCCCAGCCAGAUAAUUAUAGACAUAGAUCCAACAGUGAUGACAAGGAAAUCAGUACAGAACCAAAGCCAGUCUUCAAUCAUUAAAUAUUCUCACGUAGACUCACUUUUCAAUCAUUCGUUGCUACCUAAACUGUAA
Schistosoma bovis is the source of this 216-nucleotide messenger RNA. The record is from the annotation of a GenBank genome assembly. Lineage: Eukaryota; Metazoa; Platyhelminthes; Trematoda; Strigeidida; Schistosomatidae.